Molecule: messenger RNA, 1202 nt
Organism: Pelodiscus sinensis (Chinese soft-shelled turtle)
Lineage: Eukaryota; Metazoa; Chordata; Testudines; Trionychidae
Product: receptor-transporting protein 1
Biological process (GO): protein targeting to membrane; detection of chemical stimulus involved in sensory perception of bitter taste; protein insertion into membrane
Cellular component (GO): cell surface
Molecular function (GO): olfactory receptor binding
Source: RefSeq, a predicted model, not a curated record
CACAAGGGAGAAAUAAUCCAUUGGAAACUCCAUUUGCCAUCUGGUACCCUCUGACUGUCCACACGGCCGUCGGGCGAGAUGCAGACGCUGACCAUGGAUUCUUGGAGAGAAAUGUUUUAUGAGAAGAUAGAUGAGGUGAAGCCACAGGACAAGUGGGACCUAACGAUGCACCAGGACCUGGAUUACAAUGUCCUGGAACCGGGUUGGGUGCAGUCGGUGCAAGAACACGCAUUCGCCAGCUUCCAGUGCUCUCGCUGCCACCAUUCCUGGUCAUCCGCUCAAGUGGUGGUCCUGUUCCACAUGUACCUGGACCCGCACAGGAGGAAAAGUCGGGUGAAGAUGAGAGUCUUUCGACAAGAAUGUUAUGAGUGUUCUGAGGGCAAUUUAGAAAAGCCACAUUUCCAGGAGGAAAGCGUCAGGAGGAUAUUGGCGCACUUGGUCAACAGCAUCAGGGAGAAAUGUUAUGGUGAGUUCGUGGACCACAGCCAGCUAGCUGAGGUUACCGUAUCAGGAUGGCCCCAUGGACCGCAUCGGAGCGACCAUUGUGAGGCGUGCAGGUUGGGAAUCCAUCAGACGCCUACACAUUCGAAGCACCAUAGAAAACCCAAAGGCACAGUGCAUCAUGGGACAUCCAAAGACACAAUGCCACUAAGUCAGCUCCCAUCCAACAAUUUACUCGAGGGCCCGAAUUGCUGUUCAGAGUUUUGUUGUGUUCUCUGCGUUAUUUUCAUGUUCAUUUUUAUUUAUCUGAUGACCUCUCAAAGUUCCUUCCAGUUCUAAGAGUCUAUGAUGGAGCUGGCCACAUAAUGGGGAUCAUCUCCUUUCCCCCACCUGAUUCAUGAAUCAUUGUUAAUAGAGUCAGCUAGCCGGGUUAUCGCUGCUUGAUGAGUUUGCAUUGCCUAGAUAAUUGCUGGGGAUUCAAAAACAUGAUUGGAAGUCCCCCAGACGUCACGAAUUCUGGCGGGAAUGAGUGCCUCUGAGAACGGCAGUCACAGCUACAGCCUUCCUUCCUAGCUUUUCUCUAGGGGUUGAUCUCCUGUUUGAAAAAGUCCAGUUGGCCAAUCAAGGAGCAGAAACAAUACCACAUGACUUCUUUUGGGAUAUGUAAAAAUUCGGAGGGGUCUGGAAUAAUGCAGCCACUGCAUUACCCUUUAAACAUGCUUUUUUCUCUUUGUUUCUGUAGUUUAGAAAGAUACAUUAAG